This is a messenger RNA of Nicotiana attenuata, 1072 nucleotides long. RefSeq names its product patatin-like protein 3. Lineage: Eukaryota; Viridiplantae; Streptophyta; Magnoliopsida; Solanales; Solanaceae. Gene Ontology annotation, biological process: lipid metabolic process. The transcript has 5 exons. Bases 69 to 926 code for a protein of 285 amino acids. Gene Ontology annotation, molecular function: glycerophospholipase activity; monoacylglycerol lipase activity. The record is from RefSeq and is a predicted model, not a curated record.
GACUUCUAUAGCAUAAAAAUUUUGGACGCAGUGGACCAUUUGCUGGGCUGAUUAAUCUAACCAAAGCAAUGGGCGGACCUAAAUAUGAUGGGAAGUAUCUUCAUAAACUUAUAAAGGGACUCCUACGGGGCACCAAGUUGCAUGAUACAUUAACUGCCAUCGUAAUUCCAUCUUUUGACAUCAAGAAACUUCAGCCAGUUAUCUUCAGCUCAUAUGAGGCAAUCUCGCGACCUGAUUUGGAUGCAGAACUGGCGGACAUUUGCAUUAGUACCUCGGCAGCGCCAACUUUUCUACCUGCCCAUAGUUUCAAGAACAAGGAUGCUGAUAAUAAUGAACGGGAAUUCAACUUAAUUGAUGGUGGUGUGGCUGCUAAUAACCCAACUUUGGUCGCAAUUGGUGAGGUGACCAAGCAAGUAUUGCUGCAGCACGUAGACUUAUUCCCUAUCAAGCCAAUGGAUUAUGGUCGUUUUCUGGUAAUAUCACUUGGCACAGGCAAUGCAAAGAACGAGCACAAAUACAAUGCCCAAAAGGCUGCCAAGUGGGGAUUACUUAGCUGGCUAUUUAAUGACAACUCUACACCAAUCAUAGAUGCUUUUAAUCACGCAAGUGCUGAUAUGGUUGAUUUUCACAACUUUGUGGUUUUCAAAGCUCUUCACUCGGACGAUAAGUACCUUCGUAUCCAGGAUGACGACUUGACGGGGAACUUGGCCUCAGUUGACAUAGCCACAAAGGAAAACUUACAAGGCCUCGUCAAGGUAGGAGAACUUCUGCUGGAAAAGACAGUUUCAAAGAUUAACCUGGACAAAGGAGUUUAUGAGGAAGUUGAAAAUGGAGGAACCAACAAGGAAGCUCUUCAGAGGUUUGCGAAGAUACUGUCGGACGAGAGAAAAUUCCGCGAGUCCAAUGCCAGUAGCCGGUUGGUCUAGAUGCCAUUGUGUUGUCACCCUAUUUAUUGCUAGAGUCUGCAGCGUGAAUAUCUUAUGUAUUUCAGUUCAAUGAUGUUCCUACUUUACCAUUCCUAUUGUUCCUGUAUAUGUUGGUGGAAUUAAAGUUUUAGAGGGUGUUCGGCUAA